Messenger RNA from Cydia fagiglandana, 1079 nucleotides. RefSeq names its product trypsin-like. The transcript is spliced from 7 exons. Gene Ontology annotation, biological process: proteolysis. The record is from RefSeq and is a predicted model, not a curated record. Gene Ontology annotation, molecular function: serine-type endopeptidase activity. Bases 204 to 1028 code for a protein of 274 amino acids. Lineage: Eukaryota; Metazoa; Arthropoda; Insecta; Lepidoptera; Tortricidae.
UAAUAACGUCGUAUCGACUAUUUGGAGCGGCGAAGUAUGAUUGCAAAUUUUACUCGCAAAUACGAGUCUCGCUUUGUUGAUGGCUGGAGGUUAUUAGUCUGUCGCGGAGUGUUCCUCGGACAUUGCUAUUAGUUAUGCAGGGCCGCCCUCCAAACCCGAAUUAAGUCAAGUAUUGAAAUCGUAGCUGUGCCCACUUCACUGGAAUGUAUUUCCAACAAAUGUUAUUGAUCCACUCUCUGGCCCACGCGCACGGCAUCAUGACUGGGACCAACGAUGAUUUACUCAUAUACCGGCCGUUAACCCCCCCGCCUAAAGCCGUGGAAACCUCGGUCGCGCACCACGCGCUCGUCGUCUACAACCGCAUCUACUGCUCCGGGUCCUUCAUCGGAAGCAAACUAGUACUUACCGUGGCCAGCUGCUUUGAGGAGGAUACGGACACGGACACUAUUUUUGUCAAGUAUGGAGUUAGGAACUAUAUGGAUAAAGGACAGGUUAUUGCCGUGGUUGAAAAAAAACGACAUGAAUUUUUCCAAUACAAAAGCUACCUGGACAACGAUAUCGCGUUACUAGUACUUAAGACACACGUCAAGUUCGAAAUGGGUGCGAGAAAAGCCGUUUUAAUCAAGCCAGGGACUACAAUACCGCACCUUAGUUUUGUCUCGGUAACGGGGUGGGGAAAGGAUGUUGCAAAAGUUCAAGAAAAUACUAUUCUACAAUCCGUUAUGCAGAUCACAGAGCAGGCAGAAUGCGUAAAGACCUACUCCGAGGUCGUCACCGCCUCGAUGUUUUGUGUGAAAUACGACUUAAUGAACCGCCAGAGUGACAACGGCGGCGCAGCCUUAUACAAGGGUAUGAUCAUGGGCAUCUCCUCGUACGGCGCCAAUCUCGUGGACACGCCCCACAUCGCCUUGUUCACCAACGUUUCCUACUUUUACCAAUGGAUCAAAUUGAAUACUGAGAGGCUGUUGCAGAAACAUUGUUCGCAAGAAUUAGGAGACGUAGUGCAUAAUGUGAUACCAGAUUACUGAACGGAUGACACGUAAUGAGCUUAAUAAGAUCUAAAUACGUCUUCGCGGUCU